Messenger RNA from Marmota flaviventris (yellow-bellied marmot), 3498 nucleotides. Lineage: Eukaryota; Metazoa; Chordata; Mammalia; Rodentia; Sciuridae. The record is from RefSeq and is a predicted model, not a curated record.
GUCUGCUUUAUCCUUACCAGUUAAGCUCAGAAGGCAAGAAAGGAAAAAAAAAAAUGAAGGAAUAGUAAGUGUAAGAACCAUAAUAAAUGUGUGUUGAAUUUAUCAGGAAAAAGGUUAUUUGGAUCAUAUAAUAGGUCUGAGCUCUGAGCUGUUGGGAUAAACAAUGCUGAAAUUUUAAAUGUAAUUGCAUGAAGAAUGACAGAAACUCACAAAGGAGUACUGAUGCCACCAGAGAGGUGAAUGGUAAGGCAGAAAGCAUCUGGGCUUUGGAGUGUCCUCCAGAAGCAUGUGGCCUCUGUGCAGACCUCAACAGAACCACAGGAGCUGGAGACUGUAACACGUUUCCUUCAGAAACUGAUAAUCAGCUAUAGACAAAAUAAAGGAAUGCAGGAAGAACAUGGAGGAUUUUAAGGGACACUAUGGCUCAGAUCCUGGAUCCCCGCCAUUAAGCCUGCUCAUGUGAACUAAGGGAGGAGUUCCUGCAGCUAGAGAUCACUCACAGUGUAGAAGAUCUUGCCAAGACCUUACCCCAGAUUUUGGGGCAGAGGCAGAAGAGACAAGAGCAGAACAGAUCUCACACUUGUGAAUCCUCUUGCACAGGCAACAGAAAAUGACCACACUACAGGAAUCAUUCUCCUUUGAAGAUCUAUGUGUGGCCUUUAGCCAAAAGGAAUGGCUGUUACUGGGUCCCCAUCAGAAGGCCUUGUACAAGGAUGUCAUGCUGGAGAACUACCACGUCCUAGUGUCACUGGGCUAUGAAGUUAUGAAGCCAGAUGUCAUCUUCAAGUUGGAGCAAGGCGAAGAGCCAUGGGUGGGAGAUGGAGACACUCCACGUUCAGACUCUGCAGAAGUCUGGCAAGUAGAUGGUCAAAUGAAGUGGCACCAGGAUAACCAAGACAAGCUUAAAAAUGUGAAAAGAGGUCAUGAAUGGGAUGCAUUUGGAAAAAAAUUCAAUCCAAGUAUGAACGUUGUUCCUUUAAGUAAAUCAAAUAAUGAAGGUGACUUAGGUGGAUUGAUUUUAAGACAUCAUUUAGAUUUGCUUAUUCCAAGAGCAGAUUAUGGAAGAAUGGAAUCAGAUGACUUGAAUGUAUUUAAUAAAUUGUUUCUCAAUACUGAACCUGAGGAAACUGAUUCUUGGUUGAAAUACUAUGAAUGUGAUAAAUGUGGUAACAAUAGCUAUAAAAAGUCACAGAUUGUCAUUUUCCACAGAACUCGGUUAGGAGAGAAACUCUAUGAAUGCAGUGAAUGUAGGAGACGCUUCAGUAAAAAAUCCAGUCUCAUUAAACAUCAGAGCAGACACAUAAGGGAGAUAGCCUAUGGCUGUGGUAAAUGUGGCAAAACCUUUCCCCAGAAGGCACAGUUUGUUACACAUCACAGAACUCAUACCGGAGAAAAACCCUAUGAUUGUAGCCAGUGUGGGAAAGCUUUCUCCCAAAAGUCACAGCUUACGUCCCAUCAGAGGACACAUACAGGAGAGAAGCCAUAUGAGUGUGGCAAAUGCGGGAAAGCUUUCUCCCGGAAGUCACAUCUCAUAUCUCAUUGGAGGACACACACAGGAGAGAAGCCCUAUGGAUGCAGCGAAUGUGGGAGGGCUUUCAGUGAGAAGUCAAAUCUUAUCAAUCACCAGAGGAUUCAUACAGGAGAGAAGCCCUUUGGAUGCCUGGAGUGUGGGAGAGCCUUCAGCAGGAAGUCGCAGCUGGUUACCCAUCACAGGACGCACACAGGAACAAAACCCUAUGGGUGUGCUGAUUGUAGGAAAGCAUUCUUUGAGAAAUCAGAACUCAUCAGACAUCAGACUGUUCACACUGGAGAGAAACCCUAUGAGUGCAGUGAAUGUAGGAAAGCCUUUAGAGAGAGGUCAAGCCUCAUUAAUCAUCAGAGAACCCAUACAGGAGAGAAGCCGCAUGGAUGCAUUCAGUGUGGGAAGGCCUUCUCCCAGAAGUCACACCUCAUAUCACACCAGAUGACACACACAGGAGAGAAACCUUUUGCCUGCAGUAAAUGUGGGAAAGCCUUCAGCAGGAAAUCCCAGCUUGUUAGACACCAGAGGACUCAUACUGGAGAAAAACCCUAUGAGUGCAGUGAAUGUGGAAAAGCCUUCAGUGAAAAGUUAAGCCUCACUAAUCAUCAGAGAAUUCAUACGGGAGAAAAGCCGUAUGUGUGCAGUGACUGUGGGAAAGCCUUCUGUCAGAAGUCCCAUCUCAUUUCACAUCAGAGGACACACACAGGAGAGAAACCCUAUGAGUGCACAGAAUGUGGCAAAGCCUUUGGUGAGAAGUCCAGUCUUGCAACUCAUCAGAGAACUCACACAGGAGAGAAGCCAUAUGAAUGUAGGGACUGUGAAAAGGCCUUCUCCCAGAAGUCACAGCUAAAUACUCAUCAGAGAAUCCACACAGGAGAGAAACCCUACAAGUGCAGUCUUUGUACAAGAGCAUUCUUUGAGAAGUCAGAAUUAAUUAGACAUCAGAGAACUCAUACAGGAGAAAAACCUUAUGAGUGCAGUGAAUGCAGAAAAGCCUUCAGGGAGAAGUCAAGUCUCAUUAAUCACCAGAGAAUCCAUACAGGAGAGAAACCCUUUGAAUGCAGGGAAUGUGGCAAAUCCUUCUCUCGGAAGUCACAUCUUAUCCCACAUCAGAGGACACACACAGGCGAGAAGCCCUAUGGAUGUGGUGAAUGUAGGAAAGCCUUCUCUCAGAAGUCACAGCUUGUUAAUCAUCAGCGAAUCCACACAGGAGAGAAGCCUUACCAAUGCAGUGAGUGUGGGAAAGCCUUCCCACAGAAGUCCCAGCUCAUUAAUCAUCAGAGAACUCACACAGUAAGGAUGGCCUAGGUGUGCCCUUGAUGGGACGUUUUGACAGAUCUCACUUUGUUCUACUUCAGAAAAUGCAGUUAUGGUAAUUUUUCAGGUAAUAUUUGCAUCACGUUUUGCAUCAGAGUAUUCCUUAGGAUCAGAACUCUAUAAAUGAAGCUAUAUAGGUAGAGCACUCAGCAGGAAGCAUGCGAGAAUACUUGGACACCAGCCUUCAUGGAGCAGAAUGAUACUAUGAACACAGUGAGUCCCAACUAUGGUCAAGUCUUUUGCAGUGGAAAGUUCCAGCAUGGGAAAUCCUGUGAAUAUCAGAAAGCCUUCCAGAGGUCAAAUCUCAUCAGCUAUUAAUAUUCCCACAGGAGAUGAGGGAUAAUUCCCAGAAUGCAGCGAGGCAAUACUUUUUCAGGAAACAAGAGCUUGUUGUACAUAAGAAUAUGCCGUUAGGAAUGAACUUCUAUGAAAUCACUAUCUCUGGGACAUGUACCCCCAGGAUGUUGUACUUUAGAGAGUUCAUGUUGUAGAUAAGCCUAAGAAUUACCUUGGAAAUGUGUGCCCCUUGAAGUAAUGCUGUCAUGGAAACCUCACAAUUAUAGAUGUGGGUACCAGCAGUCUAAAUGGCUGACAGAUGUUUCCUUCAAAGUAGGAAGUUUUAAAAAUAUGUGAAUAAAUGAAUCAUUGAAACAUCUGAA